Molecule: messenger RNA, 2067 nt
Organism: Planococcus citri (citrus mealybug)
Lineage: Eukaryota; Metazoa; Arthropoda; Insecta; Hemiptera; Pseudococcidae
Exons: 2
Coding region: 419-1969 (516 amino acids)
Source: RefSeq, a predicted model, not a curated record
CUUGGGUUUUUUUCGUAUGAAAUUGGUAGAUUGAAAUCUGUAGUAAUGUAAUCGUCUCUGUACAUUAUCGGAAAUAAUCGAGUAUGACCGAAUAGUUAUCUCAUACCGUCGAUUGAUGGAAAAUCGGGUUUUUUCUUGAAUGGUUAUUAGGCGAUGAAUAUGAGUUGAAGAAAUUAUAAUUAUGAUAUUAAUUCUGUAUGUUUACUUUGAUACUAUAAGAUGUACGAGCACAUAUAAAAGUCAAUUUUACCUGUCAUUCAAUCGACUGUUGAAAAUGAGCCAUUCUUGAUUAAAAUUACGACUCUGAGUGUUUUUCUAAAGUCGAUGUGUUCUAUGUGUUUUGGAAAAACUGAACUUACAUGAUUGUUUAUUAGUUUAAAAAAUUCGUAGUGAAAUUUAAACGCUGGGCAGAUGAAAUAUGGACCAGUUCCUGUUAUUACCUUACGAUCCUGAAGUUGAUAGUUUCGGCAGCAGAACACUGGAAACCGAAUCUGGCCAAACGAUUACGUACGAAGAAGCCUCCAAAGACGCGUAUUAUGUAGAAAAAGCUCUUCGACUGCCUGCUGAUGACGUUCCGAAGGAAUUCACGAUGUUCGUCUUACGUAAAAUGGCAGUAAAUGAGAAAGAUUUUCGCAGUUUCGAGGCAGCAAUUACUCCAGAAGCUCGCGAGUAUCUGAGAAAACUGAUAGAACCCUGUCAUGUCCAGUAUGCCAAGGUACAUCCUGUAAAUGAUAAAGAAUCAACGAGCUCGUUUCGUGGACUGUUUACGAAAGUAUUUUGCAAAAAAGUAAUCAGCAACUUUGCCGAAAAUCAGGAAGAUAAACAUUACGAUAAAUUGGCCACCGUGUUUCCGUUCAAAGUUACCUCGAACGUUCGUUGGUGCGAGAUGAAAAUCAUGAAGCAAUUUGACGAUGAUUUUUACAAAGAGAUACAGAAGUUUUUGGACGAACAUUUCGAUAACGUCAAUGCGCCAGAAACUGUCGAGCUUUUUUUACUCAAUAUUCGUAAUUUUAUAUCGGAUACGUUCUCAGCUGAAGCGUUGUUAUCGAGGUUGGAAAAUCCACGAGUCCGACACGACGAUUAUUUGAGUACUUUUCCUCGUCUGCAUAGCGAAGGAAUUGAUUGGUUUAGAUAUCUGUACAGAGAGUUUGCCAAUGUGAUGAAGAGUCUUGGAAUUUACGUUCCAACGUUUUAUCGUCGUUGCGAUAACGAUUAUUUUCGCAGAUUACCAGAACGUAAUUUCGCCGAUUUGUAUUCCUUUUUGGAAUACGGACACUUUUUCAAGACGAAUCGCCUAAUUUAUAUGCGAAGAUUGAAGAAAUACCUGUUCUUUUUCGUUCACGCUCUGGCAGUCGAAUCAAAUCCGGUGUUUUUCAUCGAUGACAUGUUAUUCGAAUGUUUGAAGAGUUUACGAAGAUAUAAAACGGUCAAAGAAGAUAUCGCGCUGAAGAACGAUUUGGCCAUGAUUACUUUGUUACAUUACAGAAAGCAGUAUCCUGGAAGUGGCUAUAGCCGGAACAAUUAUUGUUUGAGUGAUUUCGCCUUGGAACGUAUUAAAAGAUACAUUUUGAAAUCCAUCGUACCUGAAAAUUCUCAGCUUAAUGUUACUUAUAAGACUGAUUUACUGACUUGGAUGCCUAUCCGCACAAAUGAGGCUUGUUUUAAUGUACACUAUUCCGAUAAAAGUGAUAUUAAAAAUUUCCUGGAGUGUUUGGUAUGCAGUACGAUGUGUCCUGACGACGAACCGAUUAAAUAUAUCGUUGAUUAUAAUGCCUACCUUGGACAGGUUUACCGAUUUGAUUUGUCGAAGUGUGAUGUUGAAUCUUUGAGGAAUUUCGUGCGUUUAUGUAAUACGUAUGAUGUCAGCAACGUACCUUUGGAGGAGCCGAAUCUCGAUAUUUAUAUUCUAAGUAAUUUUCUUCCUUUUAUCGAAACUGAAUGUGUUCCAGUAACCAUAGAGUAUGAAUAGGUUAUUCAUGUUUUUUGGACAAAUGACUAUAAGAUAUCAUUUUUCAUUUUUAUGAGUUGUUUUUUUUUAUUUAUUAAAUUUUAUUGUUGUGUUCGUCA